Echinococcus granulosus is the source of this 1482-nucleotide messenger RNA. RefSeq names its product Glutamate [NMDA] receptor subunit epsilon-2. Gene Ontology annotation, molecular function: NMDA glutamate receptor activity; transmitter-gated monoatomic ion channel activity involved in regulation of postsynaptic membrane potential. The record is from RefSeq and is a predicted model, not a curated record. Gene Ontology annotation, cellular component: postsynaptic membrane; plasma membrane. The transcript has 8 exons. Lineage: Eukaryota; Metazoa; Platyhelminthes; Cestoda; Cyclophyllidea; Taeniidae. The coding region runs from base 1 to 1482 and encodes 493 amino acids. Gene Ontology annotation, biological process: synaptic transmission, glutamatergic; modulation of chemical synaptic transmission; monoatomic ion transport.
AUGAACUUUAAAGGUGAACCAAUAAGUUUUCUGCCCAAUGGAGGCUUAAAUGUAUCCAAGUUUUUGAUUUUCAAUUCCAGAAUUACCAGUGGUCGAAUGAAUUGGUUUAAGGUUGGUACGUGGUCUAUGAGCAGCAAGUGGGGGCGAAGCAAAUCGCGAUUGUUUAUCGACGGAGUCACCUGGCCAGGAGGUGCUAAUUCGCCACCCAAGGGUAGGGCUCAUCGACUUAAAUUGAAGGCGGUUAUGCUGCAGGAACAGCCGCUUCUCAUAUAUGGCAAUCUCCAGGAGGACGGAUCUUGCGACGCUAACUCUGUUCCCUGUUGGAUUCGAGGAGAUAGGGGUCGUUCGCACAAGAAAUUGAAUUCCAUGGUAUCGAUUGGAAAACCCCUAGACGGACCCAAAAACUUGUCCUUUAAUGAACGUUCAGAGACUCGACAAGAAAGGCAACUUGCCUGCUGUACUGGACUGACAAUGGAUCUCUUAAUUGAGCUCAUGAAAGAUCUUAACUUCGAAGUGGAGCUCUAUGAAGUCAAGGACCGCCUAUGGGGUGGCUGGACUAAGGAAGGCUGGAAUGGCUUGGUUCGGGAAAUUAUGGAACAUAAAGCAGAUAUGGCCAUAACUUCGUUAAAAAUAACUCCGAACCGCUCCGAACAGAUUGAUUUUAGUGUACCUUUCUUGGAAACUGGAAUUGCAAUAACUGUUGCCUUAAGAGAGGGGGCUAUCUCACCUACAGCUUUCUUGGAGCCCUAUGACUAUCAGUGUUGGUGCAUCAUACUACUCUUCAGCGUUCACGCCUCAGGUGCAGCAAUUUAUCUCUACGAAUGGCUUUCUCCUGUUGGACAGGACCGUGGAAGACUUGUCACCCCAGAGCAUCGAUUUACAAUGUGUCGCUCGCUGUGGCUAAUCUGGUCCAUGCUAUUUGGAGCUGCUGUGAAUGCAAACAAUCCCAGGGGCAUGGCCAGUCGUUUCAUCGCCAAUAUUUGGGCGCUCUUUGCCCUCGUCUUCCUCGCCUCCUACACGGCUAAUCUAGCCGCUUUCAUGAUCUCCAAGGAUGACUUUUACGAUCUCGAGGGCAUUCAUGACUGGAGACUGCAACAGCCAUGGAACCACAAGCCGCCAUUUCGAUUCGCAACCAUACCAAGUGGAGCCACGGAGGAGAACAUAAAAAUAAACUUCCCUGAAAUGGCUGCAUACAUGCGCGCUUUUAAUCGGACAACAGUUAUCAAUGGUUUGAAGUCACUAAAAUCUGAGGAGAUUGAUGCUUUUAUAUACGACGCCACAGUUCUGGGGUACUGGACGUCAAGAGAUGACGGCUGUAAAUUAAAGACGGUUGGAAACCUGUACGCAAUGACAGGAUAUGGUAUAGGCUUUCCAAAGGGUAGUCGGUGGCUGCCUAAAAUCAACUCUCGAAUUCUGCACUACCAAAAGAAUGGUGAGUCCUGCGGCCAAUCACAGCCCGCUUCAGAUACAAUUUUUUUUUAA